Molecule: messenger RNA, 309 nt
Organism: Durusdinium trenchii
Lineage: Eukaryota; Dinophyceae; Suessiales; Symbiodiniaceae
Source: the annotation of a GenBank genome assembly
AUGGAUGAGUUGGAUUUGCCACCGGACCGGGCCAAUCUCUUCGAGGUCAUCGACGCGGACGGCAGCGGCACGCUUCACAUCACCGAGCUGGUGCAGGGCUUGCUGAAGAUCCGCGGGGAGAUCAAGAAGAGCGAUGCGGUGGCCGCCUUGUUGGCCACCAAAGCUGUCCAGAGUAUGGUGGCAGAAAUCAAGGAGCUCUACGAGAAGAACUUGGAUGUUCUAAGGUCGACUCUGCAGACUGAACUGAGCUACAUCCGGCGCAUGAACUCCAGAGCACCGGCUUCGGCCUUCCGGGUUGCCAAUCUUUGA